Molecule: messenger RNA, 3824 nt
Organism: [Torrubiella] hemipterigena
Lineage: Eukaryota; Fungi; Ascomycota; Sordariomycetes; Hypocreales; Clavicipitaceae
Source: the annotation of a GenBank genome assembly
ACAUAUCUAUAAAUCUUUCAUAAUUUGCCUCUCUUCGUUAAUAUCUCAUGUUUAUUAGCUGUAUAAUUUUGCCUCUAUUUUUAAGUCUUGAAAGUCAGAUCUCCAACCCACCACCAAUGGUACUCUACAAGCUACUCUGGACGCCACACGUGGCUCAGGAUCCACCAGCCACACCAAGUUCCCCUAGUCGAAAUUUCCCAACUUUGCGCGCUCACACGACAAGCAGCUCUUUGUUCAUCAGUCUCUCCUACCACCAUCAUCACGCCCGGAAUCACAAUGGUUGGCGCCCGACAAGGAUCUCGCUUGGCGAGAGCCCUUUCUGCGAGACAAUUGCCCUUACAGCCUCAGUCUCUGUGCGCGACGAGACUUGCGUCGACAAAGGCAGCCCCUGCAGCUUCAGGAGCAGCAAAAACAUCACAAUCGUCGGCCGGGUCUCCCCUGGAUCAGAUUGAAGGUGUCUCUUCAUUCGGUACACCUGCGCCUGAUGCUGCCACUCUGAAAAAAUUUGAGGGCGCUCAGGGCACACGGACAAAGGACCAGCAGUUGCCAGGUAGCCGAUACCAAUACCAUCCUCCCAAGUACAACCGCGGACCUCUGCACCCGGUGCAGUCUCCUCCAUCUUCGGACCCAAUUGCCAGAGAUUUCGUUCCCGGCCCGUUCAGUGUCCCUCGACUUAUGCACACCUACGACAGUACCAUCGCUCCCGACUUGGCGACUCUCACAUACCAACACACACCACCUGGAACAAAGAAAUCAGACGCACCUAAGGCGCGUCUUCGUGAAUGGGAUGACUCCUCACCAUACCACAAGAACCGUCCCUUGCGCGGACCUCGUGGUGGCUCGUCUUCCCGUCUUGGCCUGCUGGAGCGUGACUUGAGCUGGUUUGAGAUUCCCCGCAUCGAGGCCGUUACUAUCAACAUGUUUACUCCCAAGGCUGUUUCUGAUAAGGAGUACUUGAACGCUGCUCGUGCUGUCUUGCAGGCUAUCAGCGGUAACUUCGCCGAUACUACCACCAUCAAGAAGCACGUCGUUCAGUGGGGCCUCCGUAAGGGUGCCAACGGUGGUGUUAAGACUACGUUGCGCGGUGCCGCUGCGCUAGAGUUCAUUGAUAAGCUGGUGACUCUGGUCUUGCCCAAGAUCAAAGACUGGCCCGGCCUUGAUGCUAGCACUGGCGACAGAGCUGGCAACAUUGCCCUCGGCUUGAAGCCUGAUUGGAUGGCUUACUUCCCUGAACUCGAGACCAACUACGAUAUGUACCCUGCCAAGCUUAUGCCUGGUUGCCACAUCUUUAUCCAGACGACAGGAACCUCUGAUCGACACGGUCGACUCUUGAUGCAAGCUUUGGGUUUCCCUUUCCACGGCAAGAUCACAUACUAAAUGUUGUCACAUCACAUCCCGGAUGCAUUAAAAUCAUGUAUAAUACAAAAACUUUCCAUUGUAUGAUAGAUAUAUUAUAGCCCGCGCAGGAGGCAGCGGGAAAUCAAACUCAUUGUUUAACCCUUUAGAAUACUAUGUCUACUCAAAAUCUUUUGUUGAACCCCAAAAAAUAAAAGACGCCAGCAACUCCGAUGUAUGCCCUCAUGUAAUUUCUUCCACCCAUUUAUUCCUUGUAGCAUUUAUUCCGUAUUUUCUUUUUGCUUAAGCAGAAGCAGAUGCCUUGGCCUUUUCUCUCAGAGGAAGGAUGAUUGUGUCGACGGCAUCCAUAUCGGUAGCGUCCACCUUUUCAAUCGAGUGACCCUUGGUGUUGAGCUCUGCAACAGCAGCAUCAAGAGAAGGCUGGUAGUUGCGAAUGGCAGAGCUAAGGGCGUAGAUAGCCUUGCGACGAACCUGCUCGGAUUCGGCCUCAGAAACUGCCAAGCUUACAAGCGGUGCAACACCACCGGCAGCCAGCAGACGUUCCUGGGUCUUCUCGUUGUUCUGGACCGCAGUACCAAUGCACCAAGCAGCCAUCUUGCGGAUCUCGGCCUCCUUGUUGCUCAGCUGCUCCAGAAGAGGGGUCCAGAGGUUGAGGUUGGCCAUGUUGUUUGCGUUGUCGAGACUUUCGAUGAGCUGCUCAAAGUUGUCGAAGGCGAUGAGCUUGUUUUCCAGGCUAACUUCUUCAUCGGGAGAAGUGAUAAUCUCCAUGGAAGCCUUCAUAAGGUCGGCCUCGGACGGUCCGCCCAUUAGAGCCUCGAGAACCUCUGGGGUAAGGUUGGACUGUUGCUGGGCGCCAGACUGGGCAGCCUCGGCGAGCGCCCCUUCGUCGGAGUUUUGAAUGCCCCAGCGGAGCAGUUCGUUGAGUUUCUUGUUGUCAUCCAUAUUGUCAGGUAGCUGAAAAUAAUGUUGGAAACAGUUGAAUUGCGCGGGGAAAAGCUGUUGCUGUCGAAUGGUGGGGUGACUUUUUUUAUGUAGCUGCUCAUGAUUUUUUGUCCUUCUUCUGGAACCUUCAAGAAUAGUCUAACCGCAUUGGGUUUAGCGCCACGUCUCAAUCGACUUGCCAGCAUUCAUGCGUAGAUUCGAUUCCGCUAAUUAUGCUUAGAAGUAGAUCUACUAAUGAACUAUAUGUCUUUUUCGGGUAUAUGAGCAUUUAUAUAGAAGCAGUUUGUAUGUUAUUGUCAGUUUCAAUUAGGAGGGCUUGGUUGAAAGGCUCCAUAGCUACACCUCUUCACGCUUGCUCAUACCGACACCGUCUACCCUAUGGAGCAAACAGGUGCAGUAUGUAUUAUGAAACAAUUUACCAGUAAGGUGGUUUGAAAACUCAAGCAUGAAACGCCAUGUCUGUGUUUAUCCCUCAGUAGCGGUGCUGGAUGAGGGAGCCUGUUGAUGUUGCCUCUGUACACACUGUGCGAUCCAAGCUGUAAUGCAGUGACGGAAAGUUUAAUUUCCCUAAGCCGAGUUAAGGAGGCUGGUGCCUGCCACUAGGCAACUAUAAUCAUAUUACUACGGAUAUAGGGGGGAAAUACACGGUUGGUUCGGGUGCUGAGAUGGAGCAAGGCAACCUGCGUUUCUGUGAGUGGCUGGGGAGGCCAGCAGAGCGCAUACUCGUCAUAACCUCAGUAUAUCAGCUAUACUAUGAGUGUUAUUUUCUUUUUCUUUGGCCUUCAUUCUGCACCUCAACGCACAGCCCUUCUUGGUGGGAUGAACGCGAUUCAGUUCCGGGAUGCAUGAUGGCGGCAACGGCGGGACUGGGCGCUCGCUGCAUCUGACGUGCAUCCAAAGCUAGGAGAUGCCCAGGUUUCUGCUCGUCGUAAACGUCAUCGGAUAAAUUACGCAAGGCAACAAUAUAUCAUGUACAGAGCACUAGGGAACGAACCGCUCCAUGUAGCUCAUGUAGCUCAUGUGGUUGGAAAGAUCAAAAGUGCAUCAGGCUGCCAUUUAGCGGAAUCAGACGAGGCUUGGACGUUGACGCAAGCUGACGACUUGUCCGCCGCCCGCCACCGAAGAACACCCCCGGAGCCGCCCCCAAGAGGACGGACGCUGGCGCAGUGCUAACGGGGCGAGCAGGAGCUAAAAUUAGGGCCUGGGCAACGCUGCAACACAGGAUGAGACGCCGUCAAUUCCUCAGCGAAAGCACCGACUGGACUGUUUCUGCUCCACUAUUGGUGUACAACCCGUAAGGGCAGCUCAAGAGCAGCUCCAGUUUGUUGCGUAUGUCUCUCACCGGAACUAUUUUGCUGUUCUGUUUCACCCGAGUAGGAGCGUGGUGGUGCUUUGACUCAGCUGUCGGGUUUUUGACCGCCUGGACGGAUGCUGGGCAUAGGUAUGCAGCUGCCUGCGAGAUAGGCAUCUAUAAUUUUUUUUGCCAAUUUUUACAUCACAGGGGACUAUUUUCUGUGCCGCAACGG